UUCCUUAAAAAAUGAUUAACACCUUGAUCACAUUUCUCCUCCCCACAAGCGAGCUCAGCUCACUCUCUGCUCGUAAAACUCCCUCCGCUAUAAAAUAAUAACCUCCUCGCUCCCUCAUCGGAUCCAAUCACCAACCCCCUACCCAAAAAAAUGGCAGCAGGUAGCGAUUCCCCCUCAUCCUUCCUCUCCGACAAAUCGGCCAAGAUCUUCGUCGCGGGCCACCGGGGCCUCGUCGGAUCCGCCAUCUACCGCCGCCUCAAAACCCUAGGCUUCACCGACCUCCUCGUCGCCUCCCACUCGGUGCUCGACCUCACCCGCCAGUCCGACGUCGAGUCCUUCUUUCUCCUCGUCAGAUUGACGAACGCUUCAUUUGGUUUGUAUUCUGUGCGAGUGACCGAUUUCAUCGCCGUCAACCUCCAGAUCCAGACCAACGUCAUCGACGCCGCGUUCAGAUCUGGAUCCGUCUCCAAGCUGCUGUUCCUCGGAUCCUCUUGCAUCUACCCGAAGCACGCCCCUCAGCCGAUACCGGAAUCUGCGCUCUUGACGGGCCCGCUUGAGCCCACCAACGAGUGGUACGCCGUCGCCAAGAUCGCAGGGAUAAAGAUGUGCCAGGCUUAUCGGAUCCAACAUGGUUUUGAUGCAAUAUCUGCCAUGCCGACUAACCUCUACGGUGAAAAUGAUAACUUCCACCCUGAAAAUUCCCAUGUGCUGCCUGCUUUGAUUCGAAGAUUUCAUGAGGCUAAGAGCAACAACUCGAAGGAGGUGGUUGUUUGGGGGACUGGUUCGCCGUUGAGGGAGUUUCUUCAUGUUGAUGAUUUGGCUGAUGGGUUGGUGUUCUUGAUGGAUAAGUAUUCGGGAGUCGAGCAUGUGAAUGUGGGGAGUGGGAAGGAGGUGACUAUUAAGGAGCUUGCAGAGAUGGUGAAGGAAGUGGUUGGGUUUGAAGGGGAGUUGAUUUGGGACUCGUCGAAGCCUGAUGGGACACCGAGGAAGCUCAUGGAUAGCUCGAAGCUGGCUGAGAUGGGGUGGAGUGCAAAGAUCGGGUUGAGAGAGGGGUUGGAGGAGACUUACAAGUGGUACUUGGAGAAUGUCGUCAAGCAGCAGUGAGGCUUACUUACAAGUGAGUGAUUCUUGGUGCCCAUUUAAAAAAAAAAAAUUCUUAAUUUAGUUAUGUGAUUGUUGUUUUGUAUUGUUAUAUUUGCGGGAUUGUAAUUUUAGUUGAUUGGAUGGAUACUCAUGUUACUUGAUGAAUAAUAAGUUUAAGCUUUUAGUUUUAGUUGAUGAUAUAUCAAUUCAACUAAGAUAUUGUUAUAAGGUGCAACCUUAAUAAAUUCAGUGUUUCCUUUACAUGCAA
This is a messenger RNA of Asparagus officinalis (garden asparagus), 1351 nucleotides long. RefSeq names its product probable GDP-L-fucose synthase 1. Gene Ontology annotation, molecular function: GDP-L-fucose synthase activity. The record is from RefSeq and is a predicted model, not a curated record. NCBI's taxonomy places the organism in Eukaryota, Viridiplantae, Streptophyta, Magnoliopsida, Asparagales, Asparagaceae. Bases 151 to 1104 code for a protein of 317 amino acids. The transcript is spliced from 3 exons. Gene Ontology annotation, biological process: nucleotide-sugar biosynthetic process.